Molecule: messenger RNA, 4743 nt
Organism: Megachile rotundata (alfalfa leafcutting bee)
Lineage: Eukaryota; Metazoa; Arthropoda; Insecta; Hymenoptera; Megachilidae
Gene: tos
Product: Exonuclease tos
Biological process (GO): DNA recombination; mismatch repair
Cellular component (GO): nucleus
Molecular function (GO): 5'-flap endonuclease activity; DNA binding; 5'-3' DNA exonuclease activity
Source: RefSeq, a predicted model, not a curated record
UCUCCCAUAGUAGCACCGUUAAUGUGCAUCGUGAGAUGCUAGCGAGCUGCGUUUAAAAAGUGUAGGUUGGUGUGGGUGUGCAUACUGCUGGGAGACAGCCGCACAAGUGAAAGGGUGAUGGCAAGGAGUGGAUGUGAUUUACAGUGAUCUUUUAACAAAUGGCUCUGUCCGAGGUGCACAAUUUGGCUGCGAUUAUCGCCAACAAUGGUUUUACUGUUAGCAAGAAUAACGUGGUUGAAUGCAACAUCAACAUGUUGGAACCGCGAAACAGUUAUCCAGCUGACAGAUGUAACACAGAAUAUAAUUAUUGGAAUUAUGACUUAAUGGAAUGUAAUACACAAAAAAAUAUGAAUAUAGAAGAUGAAGAUAGUCAGGAUUUAAACAAUCCUAUGGUCAAUGAUUUAGUGUCAAAGAUUCUUGAUGAUGAUUCAAUUGUUGGUGACAAUGCUCACAAUAAUAGCUAUAGUGGCAAUAUUCAAUAUCAUUCAGAUACUCAAUCUUGUAUCAUGGAGAACAAAAUGGAGAAUAACACAGAUCCAAAUCUUACAACCAUAAAUCACUUUAAUAUUCAUACUACAUUUAACAAAUUGCACAACAAUAUUUCUAAUAAUGCUAAACUUGAAUGUAAUUAUAACAAUCUUUGUGAAGAAAUUAAAACGUUGAGCCUCAACACAUGCGCAGGACAAAUACUGGAUCAAGGAAAUUUGUAUAGUAAUGGGGUUAGUGCAUAUCCAAAUACGUAUCCAUCUGAUUCACAGUCAUAUAUAUUACGUCCAACCGAUGAUACUUGCUGUGUAAGUGGAAAUACUACUAUGCCUUUGUGCAAUGAUUUAUUAACAACAACAAAUGAGACGAAUUCAAGUAAGCAAACUACUAACUGGUCAGAAAAUUUGUCGGCAUCUGGAUGUACGUCGGAUUUAUUUGGAAAUUAUCAACGAAUUCAAAAUUGCACAAACCCAGACCUUAAUUUUAACAUGGCUCUAACAUUGGCAUUAGAUUCUCCUGAUCCAAUUACUCUUAAUGAAAUAGAGUACCAUAAUAAUAUUGGACAAAAUGGAACUACUAACACAUACAAUAAUCCUACACCUUCUAUGCAUGAAUUAUAUAGUAUGACUGCCAAUAAUCAAAGUUACAGACCAAGUUCGGCAAUGACUGAUUUAAGUAUUGACUCUGGGUUUCUUUCAAAUUCUCCGUUACAACAUUUUUCUCCAGCCGAUACAAAUUUGCAUAAUUGUUUUGGGAAUAAUAUACAGCGCAGUAAUGUCAGUGAUUAUAAAGAUUUACACGAUUCAAGUAGAUUAAGUAUGGCAAAUAUCUCUAUACCAAAUGAACAACUUCAAUUUUUGCAACAACAAGCUCGUAGCUACAAAUUGAAUCAAGCUGUGGACCAAGAAUACAAGCAGUUAAUCGACUAUUAUCCAGGAGUAAGUGACUUCACCGCAUCAUCGAUCAAUGGUUUGGACACAAACGAAAAUUGUCUUUCGAAUAAUGAUUAUAGAAUCGAUAAUAAUCUAUUAAAAAUUAUCAGUCCAAAAUCAAAGACUAUUGAGACUAAGACGUAUUCGCCAAUUGGAUUUCCAAAAAAUCUAAGUUCGCGACAUACGCAUCAGUCAAUUGCAAAAUAUGGAUAUCAUAAUUAUCAACAAUACACUGCCAAUAACGGCGAGACUUUAAAAAUGUUACCACAGAGUUCCACAACGUAUCAUGACUUGAAGCAGCCUAAUAAUACUAAUACAUAUAAAAUGGAAGGAUUUGAUCUUACCAAAGAAAUAGCUUUUCCUUCUAUGAGUCAUUUGACCAAUCAAAUCGCAGGGUCUUCAAUGAACAAGGAUACUUUCAACUAUCUUAUGAAACAACGUCAUCACAUGCCAAGAAUACAGAAUAGCCAUGGUAUACCAUCAGCUGAUGUCCUUUUCAAUUCAGGAAUAGUACCAAAUCCAAGUACAGUAAGAUCUGGAGUAUUCCCGCCAGUAAUGCCAGUUCCUGUACCACUUCCAGUUCCACGUUUAUUUUCUGUACUUUACGGCGGAGGUUUAGGUCUUAGAAAUGGAAGUGGAGCAGCUAGACGUACAGCUCCUUCAAGUAUAUUACACUUUAGAUUGGAGCAAACUUAUGAGCAGUUCAAGCAAUUAGAAAAGGAACGAAAGAAAUGUGAAGCUGGAUUAGCUGCUCAUUUCCCUGGUAAAAGAGUAACAAGUGCAAACAACAUACCCAUUCCUCGUCUUCAAGGGAAUCCAUCGCGUGUAGAUCGCUUGAUCAUCGAUUAUUUGCGAGAACAUGCACGCGUCAUUACUUUAAUUGCAAAGAUGGAACGUUUACGGGGGACCACAAUGAAUCAACGUGUACACAAAGCUAUGGAGUAUUGGUUGGAAGCAAUAAAAUUUGUCCAAGAAUGCCGUAAACGAGAAAUUGCAAAUGCUACCAAAAGGCAGAAAGAAAAUCCACCAUGCAUUCUUGUAUACAACGAUAAUGAUAUAUUAACUCUGGCUGCCAGUGUUUAUGAAUUGACGAAGGCGUCUCGAUACGCAAGAACGGAAAAGUGUUCACAGAGAAAGAAUAUCAAUGAAUUUGCUGGUGGUACUGUUGCUAUUGAUUCGUACUGUUGGUUACACAAAGGUGUAUUUUCUUGUGCUGAUAAGUUGUCAAUGGGACAACAGACAAAUGCAUAUAUUCAUUACUCUAUGAAACAUAUACAUAUGCUACUUGCUCAUAAAAUAAAACCAAUUCUUGUAUUUGAUGGACGAUAUUUGCCAGCUAAAGCGCAAACUGAAGCCAAACGACGAGAAGCUCGAGAGAACAACCGCCGCAAAGCUAUAGAACUAAUAAAAAUGGGACAACAUGCAGAGGGUAGAAAUUUAUUAAGAAGAUCUAUAGAUGUUACACAUGAAAUGGCAUUAGAAUUAAUUAAAGAGUGCCAUAAAAUGAAUAUUGAUUGUAUUGUAGCACCAUAUGAAGCAGAUGCACAAUUGGCAUAUCUUAAUAUAAGUGGAAUUGCUGAUGUUAUUAUCACUGAAGAUAGUGAUUUAAUAUUGUUUGGUUGUAAAAAGGUUUUUUUCAAAAUGGAUGUAAAUGGCAGUGGGAUUCUUGUUGAUCAAGAUCGAUUACAUGUUGCAAUGGAUGUCAGUUCCGAACACUUUAGCAUGGAUCAAUUUCGCUAUAUGUGCAUUUUAUCAGGCUGUGAUUAUUUACCAUCUCUUCCUGGUAUUGGAUUGGGUAAAGCAAGGAAAUUUAUUAGGAUUAAUACAGACUCUAAUAUACAUAGAGCUUUGACUAGAUUAGGAUCCUAUUUGAAUAUGAAGUCCGUGGUUGUAACGCAAGAAUACAGAGAUGCAUUUAUAUUAGCAGAUAUUACAUUUAAACACCAGUUAGUAUUUUGUCCUCUAAGACGAAAACAAGUUCGCUUAAAUCCGCCUAUGCCUGAUGUGACAGAGGAACAAUUACAUUAUGCUGGUGUGGAGACAAAUCCUGAUAUUGCAUUACAACUUGCUUAUGGAAAUUGUGAUCCCUUUACUUUAAAAAUGCUUCAUAAUUUUGAUCCUGAUAAAACGACGAAUCUAAAGAAUAAGUUUAAUAAUUCAUGGAAGCAAAGCAUGACGUCACAUUCGAAACAUAUUAGCAUUUGGUCAAAACUAUAUAAAUUAUCACAAAAUCAGAUGCAAGAAUCUGACAAAAACAAAGAACUUACAACUUGGCCUAAUACUGUCGGUAAAAAAGCAAUUCUUAAUACAAAUCGGCUGAAGCAAGCUUGUUUGGUAACACAGGACGAUAAUUCUGAUUAUAAAGAGUUAAAUCAGAAAGAAAUUUUAGAUAUAUAUGGUGAUAAAGAUGCAGAAGAUAAUAAAAAUAAUUUAGAAGUUGAUGUUUCUAUUCCUAGCGAGGAAGAAAUAUCUCCUAUUUUGACUAGAACAAAUGUGUUUGCAAAAUCAUCAUCUAAUAAAACUUCUCCAAGUUUAUUGUUCAAACAUAAAAGUCGAACAAAGGGACGAAAUAUAAUGCGUGUUAGAAGAACAAUUAUAGAUGAAGAAAUUAUUACAGAAAGCAAAUUUUUUGCUAAACCAACUAAUGAAGUGGAGAGUAACAUUGUAACAGAUGAUAAUGUACUAUGUCCAACUAAUAAUUCAAAUAGAAUGUCGUUUGAAAAAGAAAAUAUAAAUAUAUCAGAUAAAAUUAAAGAAGCACAUGACAUUAAGUUGCAAACUUUAAUGAUAACUGACGAAGUGAAAACUGAUACAUACAUGGAUAUAGAUGAAGAAGAUAACGCAUCAUAUGAAUGCACAAAUACUAAGUGUUCAAAUAAUUCUUUCAACUGUAAUUCAAAUACAUCAUGUUUGAAUUUACCGAUGAAUGAACCAAUCACACCUAAAAAUAGUAUAAGCGAAUCAUGUAAUUUAAACAAUUCAUUAACAACAGUAUUAGAACACGAUACAGAUUCUGAUUUUCUAAUUUACCAAGGCGAUAUAAAUGAUUCCAAUAAUAGUUUAUUUAAGUAUUCUAAUAUAAAACAGCCUAUGCAAACAGAUAAAAAAGUAAAAUGUGAUAGAAGAAAAAGCACCUCGAAUUCUCGUUCGACUGUAAAUACCACACGCCGUAGUCAACAAUUUGGUCCAAUCCAAAGACAGCAAAAGUUGCUAAGUAUGUUUGGAUUUGAAAAAAAAAAAUUAGCAUGAAAAAGGAGUGAUGAUUAACUAUUUAAAGUAUGCAAGCUGUGCUGCACUUGUUGCGUACAAUAGUGAUAUCAAAUAA